This is a messenger RNA of Theobroma umbraticum, 3417 nucleotides long. Its product is annotated as extra-large guanine nucleotide-binding protein 1-like. Lineage: Eukaryota; Viridiplantae; Streptophyta; Magnoliopsida; Malvales; Malvaceae. Gene Ontology annotation, molecular function: GTPase activity; G-protein beta/gamma-subunit complex binding; guanyl nucleotide binding. The record is from RefSeq and is a predicted model, not a curated record. Gene Ontology annotation, biological process: G protein-coupled receptor signaling pathway.
CCAUCGUUUACUGGCAAGGGAAGACUCGGCAUUUUCUUUCUUCUUUAUUAUUGUUUGCAACCAUUUCCAUUCUCAUUUCUCUGGGAAAUUUCCCAGUUUCACUUCUCUGGGCCAAUCCCUGUCGGUUUCCCAUAUUCCUUGUUGGUUGCUUUCUCUUGUAGACCUCAAAGAAAGAGAACAGAAAAACAGAGGGUCUUUUGUAGGUGAUGAAGGGAAAGAAAAUAGCUUUAUUUGAUUGUUUGAAUAGGUUUUCAGCAGAUUGUAGUUCUGGUGGCUAAUGGGUGUUAGAGUUUGAUUCUUUUGGUUGUCGGGAGAUAUGCUUCAUGGGUUUUUGAUGUAGGCUGUUUUUUCUUCAUGGGAAUUUGAGGUUUUUGGGUUUGCUUCAUGGGUUUUUGAGAUAAUUGGUUAUAUUCUUGGGUUUAUGGGAUUGGGAUUGGUGGCUUGAUUCUUGAAAUUGAGACUUAAAGAAGCGAUGACUGGCCUUUUAAGGAAAAUCCUUCCUGUUGGGAAAUCAACUGCUCAAGAUGACGAUGAUGAUAACGAUAAUGUUGAAUACUCAUUUGCUAUUGAGUACCAUGGUCCUCCGGUCACUUAUGAUAUCCCAAAAGCAAUUCCGGUGGACGUUGACCAACUCCCCACUGCUGCCGCAGUUUCCUCUUCCUAUGUUUUGAAUGAGAAUUCAUUGCCAGUUAUCCAACCAAUUGUAAAGACUAAUCCAGUGAAGCAAAAAUGGUCCGAAGAUAAGAAAUUUGGUUCUAGACCUGGCUCAGCUCGAAAAUCCAUUGAUCGUCCUGGUGUGUCCAAUGAAUCAUCAGUUCAAGUUGAAAGCUUGGAUACAUUAGGUCAGGGAAUUGAUGGUGGGUGCAGAACGAAAUUAUGUGAUGGAAUGGGAAGUUCUGGUAACCUGGAAAUAUCUGUUGUUCAUGAUAGUUUGCGAAAAUCAUCAGGAGGUUUGGCUGAGUUAGAGCUUACUGAUCAUGGUGAGGAAGGCUUAGGGUUGCAGAAGUAUAUGGAUCCUGCUGAUUCUGAUACAACAGAGUCAGUUUCAAGCUCACCUGCGCUUUCAUCAUCUGAUGUCUUUUCGCAAAAAGGGGAGGAUGCUAACAAUGAGACUCCUUGCCAUGUCAGAAGACCAUCUGUUGUAACUUUCCUUGAUCCUGAAUCAGGUGACAUGGUUCAGGAAGAUUCCAGCUACUAUGAGACAGAAAGCAGCGAUGCUGCACAACCCAUUGCAAGGAACGGGAAAAAGGGGUCAUGCUAUAAGUGCUUAAAGGGAAACCGGUUUACAGCAAAGGAGAUUUGCAUUGUUUGUAAUGCUAAGUAUUGUUAUAAGUGUGUACUGAAAGCAAUGGGGUCGAUGCCAGAGGGAAGAAAAUGUGUUACUUGCAUCGGUAAGAAGAUAAAUGAGUCAAGGCGAGAAACUCUUGGAAAAUGUUCUCGGCUGCUCAAGCGGCUGCUCAAUGAGUUGGAAGUUCGACAGGCAAUGAGUUCCGAGAAAACGUGUGAGGCAAACCAGCUACCACCUGAGCUGGUUGUUGUGAAUGGAGAGCCACUGAGUCAAGAUGAGUUGCAUUCUUUGCAGAUCUGCCAAAACCCGCCAAGAAAAGUAAAACCAGGAUUCUAUUGGUAUGAUAAAUUAUCUGGUCUUUGGGGAAAGGAAGGACAUGGGCCUUGCCAGAUUAUUACUGCACAGCUAAAUGUUGGAGGUCACCUGAAGGCUAAUGCUAGCAAUGGAAAUGCAAAGAUAGUUAUAAAUAAUCGAGAGAUUACUAAGAAAGAGCUGUGGAUGCUGCAGUUGGCAGGAGUUCAUUGUGAAGGAAAACCUAGCUUUUGGCUUAGUGCGGAUGGAUCCUACCAGGAAGAGGGUCAGAAGAAUGUAAAGGGGCCUAUAUGGGACAAGAUGGGAAUUAGGCUUUUUUGUGCUCUCUUGUCUUUGCCGGUUCCUCCUGUUACUGUGAAUCCUGCUGGAGAAGAUGUCAGCCAGGAAACACUAGAGCAGCAAGUACUUCACAAACUUCUUCUAGUUGGCUAUCAAAAGUCUGGCACAAGUACUAUAUAUAAGCAGGCCAAGAUUCUGUAUAAUAUUUCUUUCUCUGAAGAUGAGCGCCAAAGCAUCAAGUUGAUGAUCCAAAGCAAUUUGUAUGGCUAUUUCAGUAUAUUGCUUGAGGGGCGAGAACGGUUCGAAGAAGAAAGCCAGAUUGCUGAUGGAUCUGGUUCUUCAGGCAGUGCAAGCCAGAUUGAUGGUCAAACAAAAUAUUCCAUUUGCCCAAGACUUAAAGCUUUCUCGGAUUGGCUUGUGCAAGUGAUGGUGUCUGGUAAUUUGGAAGCCAUCUUCCCAGCUGCUAGUCGUGAAUAUGCACCAUUUAUUAGGGAGCUAUGGAAUGAUGCAGCCUUUCAGGCCACGUAUAACAGAAGGCAUGAACUAGAAAUGCUGCCCAGAGUUGCUACUUAUUUCCUAGAACGGGCUGUUGAGAUCUCAAGGAUGGAUUAUGAGCCCUCUGACAUGGACAUCUUGUAUGCUGAGGGAAUUACAUCAUCCAAUGGAAUUUCUUGCAUGGAAUUCUCUUUUCCCACAAUAGAACGAGAAAACUCUAUUGAUGGUUAUCAGCAUGACCCAUCAGCGAGGUACCAACUCAUUAGACUGCAUCCCAGUAGCCUUGGGGAGAACUGCAAGUGGGUGGAAAUGUUUGAAGACGUUAACAUGGUCCUGUUUAGUGUCUCCUUAACCGACUAUGAUGAGUUCUCACUCGACAGCAAUGGAGUUCUCACAAACAAAAUGUUGGCAAGCAAGCAACUUUUUGAAUGUAUGGUCACCCAUCCAACCUUUGAGGGAAAGGACUUCCUUCUAAUACUCAACAAAGCUGACCUGCUCGAAGAAAAGAUUGAGCAGGUUCCCCUGACUCGAUGUGAAUGGUUUCAUGACUUCAAUCCAGUUAUCAGCCAUAAUCACUAUAACCAAAACACCGACAGCAACAGCAGAAAUAAUCACACCACACUAGCACAGCGUGCCUUCCACUAUAUCGCUGUGAAGUUCAAGAGAUUGUUCAGUUAUCUUACCGGUCGUAAGUUGUACGUUUCAAUGGUUACCGGCUUGGAGCCUGAUUCUGUUGAUGAAGCUCUGAGAUACACCAGGGACAUUCGUAAGUGGAAUGAGUAUGAAAAUAGCUUUGGUAACAAUGAAUUGUCCUCUACGGAUAUUGAGGUAAGCUCAACCUCAUGACCCUUUUUUUUCUCUUUCAAAAGAAAAAUCGAACCAACCCCACUUGAAUAUAUCAGAUGUAGAGAAAUCAGAUUCUUAGACCUGAAACCAAGGUUCUUUCUGCCAUUAGUGCAGAUUCCUUUAUUUUUUUGUUUUUUUAGUUCUAAAUCUAUAGAACUCAAUGGUGAAGCAGUGUAAGACAUGUUGUAUGCUUUAAA